Coffea eugenioides is the source of this 1674-nucleotide messenger RNA. RefSeq lists its product as uncharacterized. Gene Ontology annotation, biological process: telomere maintenance; DNA repair. The record is from RefSeq and is a predicted model, not a curated record. Gene Ontology annotation, molecular function: DNA helicase activity. The transcript has 2 exons. NCBI's taxonomy places the organism in Eukaryota, Viridiplantae, Streptophyta, Magnoliopsida, Gentianales, Rubiaceae. Bases 1 to 1674 code for a protein of 557 amino acids.
AUGUUAAAGGUCGAGCUUCUUAAGAAACAGAUUUUUGGAGAGGUUGCAGCCUGUGUUUAUGUUAUUGAAUUUCAAAAACGAGGUUUUCCACAUGCUCAUUUGUUGCUUAUUCUUAAAUCUGGCUCCAAACUAUUGAAUCCUGAAUCAUACGACAGAAUUGUUUGUGCUGAAAUACCGAACCCUGAAAAAAAUAGGCAUUUAUAUUCCCUAGUAAUUAAGCAUAUGAUUCAUCGCCCGUGUGGUGAUAAGAAUAAGCAGAGCCCGUGCAUGAGAGGUGGUAGGUGCAAAAAUAAUUAUCCUAAGAAUUUUUCACCUUAUACAGUUCAUGGUGAGGACAGCUAUGCAUGUUAUAGAAGAAGAGAUGAUGGCCGGAAAAUAAGGGUGCGCAAGCAUGAGCUCGACAACCAAUGGGUGAUACCUUACAGCCCAUACUUAUUAGCUUUAUUUGAUUGCCACAUCAAUGUUGAAAUCUGCUCCACUGUUAAGCUUGUUAAGUACCUUUAUAAAUAUAUUUUUAAAGGUCAUGAUCUUAUCAGCUUUAAUCUUCUUGAUCAAGAAUCUGUUGGUAACACUGAUGAAAUUAAUCGCAUCCAAAAAGGACGUUGGGUUUCGCCUCCAGAAGCUUUGUGGCGCAUAUACGAAUUUCACCUAACAGAAAUGAACCCAGCAGUUUAUACCCUGCAAGUUCAUCUUCCCGACCAACAAUUUGUUUCUUUUGGUAAAAGUUCAGAUUUGUGGUAUCUUUUGAGGAAAAUAGAUUUUUCAAAGACAAUGCUGACUGAGUUUUUCAAAAUGAACAAAAUCAAUGCUACAGCUCAGAGUUUAUAUAAAGAUUUUCCUCAGCAUUUUGUAUGGACGGCAAAAACAAAGACAUGGUUAGAGAGGAGUCGUCGAACGGUCAUAGGGAGACUAGUUAUUGUUGAGCCUAAGGAAGGAGAAAAAUACUACCUAAGGCUUUUACUCACUCAUAUUUUGGAACCAACGUCAUUUGAUGACUUACUUAUGGUUAGAGGUCAUAAAACCGCUUCUUUUAGAGAAGUCUGUUUGCAGUUAGGCUUACUUGAAUCUGAUUCCUAUAUAGAAAAGGCAUUAGAGGAAGCUGCUCAUUUCCAGAUGCCUUAUUUGUUAAGCUCAAAAGGUCAAGCUUUCUUUGUAGAUGAUCCAGGUGGAACGGGUAAAACUUUCUUAUAUCGCGCGCUUCUCGCUUCUCUUCGCUCACAAGGAUAUGUGGCAAUUGCAGUUGCCACAUCUGGUGUCGCGGCGUCACUCCUUCCUGGUGGUAGAACCGUACAUUCACGGUUUAAGAUUCCUUUGGAUUUUUCAAAACAAAAAACUUGUCAAUUAAGCAAGCAGAGCAGUGUUGCAAGGCUCAUUGUUGAUGCUAAAUUAAUUUUGUGGGAUGAGGCUUCAAUGGCAAAAAAAGAAGCAAUAGAGGCGUUUCAUUGUCUUCUUAUAGAUAUAAUAGAAUCUGAUCUGCCCUUUGAAGGAAAAACUAGUGUUUUUGGCGACGAUUUUCUCCAAACCCUGCCAGUUAUUGAACAUCUACCUACAGCACAUUUGGUUCAAUCAACUCUUUUAUAUUCGCAUUUAUGGUCUCAUAUGUGUAAGUUACAACUAGGAACGAAUAUGAGAGCUGCCUUAGAUCCAGGUUUUCAGCUUUUUGGCUUAGAGUAG